AUGCAGGCGUCUCUUCUGCUACUCAAGCUUCUACGCGUGCCACAUCCAACCAUCAACGUCCUCUUGCGUGUGAACCACAAGUCCAUCGAAGACAUGGAGACAAAGAUUUGUGAUCUUCGCAAAGCCUUCGUGGAAAAGCAGGAAAAGAACAUUUUGUUCGGCGGCGGCAAGACCUGGAAAGACGUUGAAGCAGACGAAGCCACCUUCGACAGAAGGGACAUUUCCCAGGAUGCGGACUUCAAACACCUCGUGAAGAACAACACAGCCACUACCAUGUGGGAACAGUGGGCCGGCGUUAUCCAACGAGGCCGUCCUGAAACACUCGUACUCUCCAAAUUGAAGCCGAAGCUCACGGUGAAGCGAGCCCCAGGACCCGGAGCAAUCAGGCGCAUUGAGCGGAAAACCCUUGGAACCAAGCUCCUCAAGGACCGGAAGGUUGUUCUCCACACGGAUGCGGCUCGGUCCUACAAGGCCAAGAUUCCUGGUGUCAUCCAUGAUAAAGUGGUUCACGCCAAGAAGCGCGUGAAGCGGAACGGCAAGUACAUCUGGCAACAGCCCAAGUAUGUUAAGGUCGUAACCCACAAGAUCCCCGACUCCAGCAAGAAGAUCGUUGUAAAGUCUGGAACCCAGAUCAUUGAUCGCUGUUGGAGGUUUUUAAAAGAGAGAAUCCGAAUCAACCAGCACACCAAGGCUGGCAGUAGACAGCUAUGUGCCAAACUUAGGUCGGCUCAAUACGAGUAUUGGUACCGUAACGAGGACCUAUGGCUCAAGUUUGGCGAACUCUGCGCUGAGAACAUGCGCAAGUUUCUCAAGUAA
Messenger RNA from Symbiodinium sp. CCMP2592, 816 nucleotides. The record is from the annotation of a GenBank genome assembly. NCBI's taxonomy places the organism in Eukaryota, Dinophyceae, Suessiales, Symbiodiniaceae.